Cercopithifilaria johnstoni is the source of this 1491-nucleotide messenger RNA. Lineage: Eukaryota; Metazoa; Nematoda; Chromadorea; Rhabditida; Onchocercidae. The record is from the annotation of a GenBank genome assembly.
AUGGGCGAAGCACAACAACCGAAUGUUCCAACAGCAGUUCAGAAGGUGCACUUUGGCAGUCUUGCCAAUGAAGAAACUGUUUAUAAGCUGCAAGCAGAAGCUGAAAAACGUGAAAAUGAAAGGAGAGAUGAUCAAUUCGAUUUGGAGAUGGUGGAUAAUCCCAUGGAAAGAGAAGUAAUGGCAGAGUUCGAGCGACGACGACGAGCUCGUACUUUAACUUUACCUACGGAUGAUGGACAUGUUAAACUUCUUUUGCGGAAACUUAACGAACCGAUCUGUCUUUUCGGGGAGGACAAACUGGACCGAAAGGAAAGAUUGCGGGCCUUACUAUCGACGUUGUCUGAAGAAGAAGUUACAAGAAUAUUGCACAGUCCUGAAGAGACAGAAACGGUGCAACAGCGAGAUUCAUCUACAUGGUAUCAUAAAGGGCCGGUGGCUCUUCGAGAUGUUCGCGUCGCGAUUGCUGAUUUUUCGUUGAGAAGGGCUCAAGAAAGAUUGCAAAAGGCACAUGAGGAAUCUACUCGUGCAACAAAUGAUGCUGCUGUGCGUGCGCAAGAAAUGCAUCGAUGGGUUGCAGCGCUAGCAGUUUAUGGUUCACAAGUAGCAGAUGUUCGACCUGUUUCAUAUUGUGAAUUUUCACCUGACUCGAAACAUCUCAUCACCUCUGGAUGGUCAGGAGAAUGCAGCAUUUGGUCGAUACCAGAAAGUAGCCGUGAAAGGAAAUUUAUUGGACAUUCCAGUCAAGCAGGAUGUGCCAGAUUUCAUCCAGGAGCAUAUGUUUCUCAGGAAUCAUAUGCAUUGAAUGCUGCUAGUUGCAGUCAUGAUGGAACGGUAAAAUUAUGGAGCUUGGAAAGUGAUUCGCCACUAUCCGAACUUGAACCGCAUUCUCAACGGGUAUCGCGGAUUGCAUUUCAUCCAUCUGGACGAUUCCUUGCUUCUUGCUGUUUCGAUUGCUCAUGGAGAUUAUUCGAUUUGCAGUACGGACAGGAAGUUCUUUUUCAAGAAGGGCACAGCCGGCCGGUUUUCCAUGCCGAUUUUCAAGUGGAUGGAUCGCUUAUUAUGACAGCCGGUAUGGAUUGUUACGGCCGUGUAUGGGAUUUACGAACAGGCCGUUGUAUUAUGUUUCUGGAGGGUCAUCAGAAAGAAAUCCACUGUGGGCAGUGGUUACCGAACGGUUAUCAGAUGGUCACCGGUUCUGCGGAUAAUAGUUGCAUGGUUUGGGAUUUGAGGAUAAGGCGUGCGCUCAAACCAAUUGCGGCUCAUACUUCCCUCGUGUCUGGUCUUAGGGUAGAAUCAAAAGGACAAUACAUUAUUACGUCAUCCUUUGAUAACUCUUUGAAAGUUUGGGAAACUUGCGGUUGGCGACCUUUGCGGCAGCUCAUGGGUCACGACACGAAAGUGAUGGGAGUUGACAUAUCGCUCGAUGGAAAGUGGGUUGCAAGUGUUGCUUUUGACCGUACCUUCAAACUUUGGACGAAACAGCUUUAUUAA